CGGUAAUCCUGCUGAAGCAAUAAGCAACGAGUAAGCAAAGUUCACACCAAGUCCUUCACAGUCACUUUCGCAAAGGCUUACUUAAAUUCCACGCUCUCGCGGACUCGGAGUCAUACAAGGACGAGGAUGGGGCGGGCUCCAUGUUGCGAAAAAGUGGGACUCAACAGGGGCCCCUGGACGAGAGAGGAGGAUGCUCUCCUGAUCAAGUAUAUUACCGCACACGGCGAAGGAUCCUGGCGUACAUUGCCGAAACAAGCAGGUAUUAAGCCAGUCAAUUUUGAUGAAUUCACUUACAUACCUUACGCUCAUGUUUUUUUUUGUUGCACAGGACUUAGACGGUGUGGUAAAAGUUGCAGGCUGAGGUGGAUCAAUUACCUCCGGCCUGAUCUCAAACGAGGAAACAUCACCGAGGAGGAGGACGAGCUCAUCAUUAAGUUGCAUUCGCUGCUUGGUAACAGAUGGUCACUGAUCGCGGGCCGGUUAGCAGGACGCACGGACAACGAAAUAAAGAAUUACUGGAACACUCACCUCAAGAAGAAGCUCCGUAGCAUGGGGAUCGAUCCUCACACUCACAGGCCUCUGGAAGAAGUGGAACAGGAGGCCAUGCAAGGAAGAGGCUCUUGUUCCUGUCAGCGGAGCAAGAGCACCAAUGCAGGAUCCUCGUCUUCGUCCAGUGACCACCAUCAUCGGCCACCACGCGGAAGGCCCAGCCAAAGAGGUAAAGUCUCGUUCCACAAGCUGCUCACAGAUGACCACGAACACGGCUCUCUCGAUGCUGACGUUGGAACAUCAUCCGCAAGAGGACCCCCUGCAUCCCCGGCGAGUAUGUUUUCUCAUAAUAGUUCCUCUACAGUCCAGGACCACACCGAUAACCAGCACGGUGUGGCGGCUUCCGUCGCUAGAACUGCCGGUCCAGGUGGUUUCAACUUCGCAAACUACUGGGACCAGACGCGGGGCUUGCAGAGUUCCUUCAACUCAGCAACAAUGAGCUCGUCUUGCACGGACUCUGUUGUCAUCAGCAGCAGCUAUUUCCCACGUCCCAACAGCGAGUUCCUCAGCAUUCCUUUUGAGUAUAACCCGGUGAAUGUGGACUGGGAAGGCAACGGAGUAAAGACCGAGCAGGAAGUUCUGUUCUCGGAGUCCGACAACGUUCAUAGAAACCAGGAAGGUUUUAGUUAUGCCUUUGUCAAUCCUCCCUCCAAUGUUGAUCACGGCAUAUGGGACGUGGACGUUGUUCGUCAAAUGGAGGACAUGGAUCCAGCCAUGCUCGUUGGAGACCAUCAUGCACAGGCAAGUGCCCCUCAAGAAUACUGGGAGCACCAUCCAUAUAAUCCAAUCCCAAAGACCGACAUGAGUCUCUGGCCUGGCAAAGAGAGUAACACACGCAAAUCACGCAAGUGCCAAUAAGCAUAACACGAUCAUAUACUUGAUAAAAUAUAGGCGGUACCAGCAAACGCAAGAAAAGUCACUACACCCUGUAACGCUAAAGUCGCCAUUAGCAAAAGCAGACCUUUCAAAUUCUACAAAAAAUCUUGCAUUC
Messenger RNA from Selaginella moellendorffii, 1540 nucleotides. Its product is annotated as transcription factor MYB34. The coding region runs from base 127 to 1407 and encodes 426 amino acids. Lineage: Eukaryota; Viridiplantae; Streptophyta; Lycopodiopsida; Selaginellales; Selaginellaceae. The record is from RefSeq and is a predicted model, not a curated record. The transcript is spliced from 4 exons.